GCGGUGUAUUUCCGGGUAGACCGGAAGUGCUUGUGGCACAUGUGCCGCUGUGGGAACCUCGCGGAAUUAAACUUUGUAAAUGAGGAGUGAUGUCGGGUCCUGAGCUGCUGCUGGACUCCAGCAUCCGUCUGUGGGUGGUUCUUCCCAUCGUCUUCAUCACCUUCUUUGUGGGAGUCCUCCGUCACUUUGUCACUCAGCUGCUGCACAGCGACAAGAAAGUGGAGCUGCAACAGGUGUCGGACAGUCAGGUAUUGCUGCGUAGUCGCGUCCUCCGAGAGAAUGGGAAGUACAUCCCCCGACAGUCCUUUGCCAUGCGGAAACAUUACUUCAACAACGCAGAAACUGGAUUCUUUAAGAAGGUGAAGAGGAAAGUGGUUCCCAAAAACCCAAUGACAGACUCCAGCAUGCUGACAGACAUGAUGAAGGGAAACAUGACCAACGUCCUGCCAAUGAUUUUGAUUGGUGGCUGGAUUAACUGGGCUUUCUCUGGAUUUGUCAUCACCAAGGUUCCCUUCCCGCUGACUCUGAGGUUCAAGCCCAUGCUGCAGAGAGGAAUUGACCUGUUGUCGCUGGACGCUUCCUGGGUGAGUUCGGCCUCCUGGUACUUCCUGAAUGUGUUUGGCUUGAGGAGCAUGUACAGUCUGAUCCUGGGACAGGACAACGCUGCUGAUCAGUCACGUAUUAUGCAGGAGCAGAUGAGUGGCGCUGCCAUGGCGAUGCCUCCGGACCCCAACAAGGCUUUCAAGAAUGAGUGGGAGGCUCUGGAGAUCAUGGAACAUAAGUGGGCUCUGGAGAAUGUGGAGGAGGAGCUGAUGCGAAGAGAUCUGAACUUUGGGAGCUUCUUCAGCCACGACAUCGAGUCCAGCACGUUCUGACCAGGAGAAGCUUCCCGUGGUCGCUGUGUGGACGGACGCCCCUCACGGGUACAAAAACUGGAUGUGUUCAAUAAAAAUAGUCAUC
This is a messenger RNA of Salarias fasciatus (jewelled blenny), 960 nucleotides long. Its product is annotated as ER membrane protein complex subunit 3. The transcript has 9 exons. Gene Ontology annotation, biological process: protein folding in endoplasmic reticulum. Lineage: Eukaryota; Metazoa; Chordata; Actinopteri; Blenniiformes; Blenniidae. Gene Ontology annotation, cellular component: EMC complex; membrane. The coding region runs from base 90 to 875 and encodes 261 amino acids. The record is from RefSeq and is a predicted model, not a curated record.